AGUAAAUAUGCCUGGGUUCACCUGCUGUGUCCCCGGCUGCUACAACAACUCGCACCGGGACCGGGAACUGCGCUUCUACACGUUUCCUAAGGACACCGCUCUCAGAGAGCAGUGGCUGAGGAACAUCUCCCGGGCCGGGGUCAGCGGCUGCUUCAGCACCUUCCAGCCAACUACGGGGCAUCGAGUCUGCAGCGUGCAUUUCGCCGGCGGGAGGAAAACCUACAGCAUCCGGGUGCCGUCCCUCUUCCCUCUGCGAGGGGUGAAUGAGCGCAGGAGUCGGCGGGGCAGAGGCAGGAAAGUAUCCGCGGCGGUUCCCGCGCCCGCCGCAGCUGCGACCUCCGGAAUUGUUGUCACCAGCUCCGUGCUGGGCAGCACCGCAGAAGGAGCCGAGGCCAACGCAGGCGGGGAAGCGAGCGACGACAGCAUCACCGUGGUGCAGAUUGGCCAAAACGGGGAGUACUUGGGCACCGCGCGACUGCCCGUCCAAACGGAGGGGACAUCUUACACGGGGCAGGUCGGCGGUACAGCCGAGGUAACGGCUGGCGACUCACAGGUGGACACCUCAUCCGCGGCGGCACCGGUGCAGUAUGUCAGCGUGACCAGCAGCCCGCUGGACCACUCGUACUCUCUGACCACUGGCACCACGUCGGCCGAGCUACUGAGGAAGCUGAACGAGCAGCGGGACAUCAUCGCGCUCAUGGAGGUAAAGAUGAAGGAGAUGAAGGCGACCAUCCGCCAGCUCCGGGUGGCGGAGGCCAAGCUGCAAGAGGAAGUGCGGGAACGGGACCGGUUGCUGUACGGCCACACGGUGGCUGCUAACGUUCGGAAGAAAAUCUGAUGGGAUGGGUGAACAUCCCCGGAGACGAGCCGAUAUACAGACUCAGACUGACGGAGAGCAGAUGGACAGCAGAUCCAGCCCCGAUUUCUACGAAACUGAGAGCGAUGACAAUUUAUUUUCAAGUAGAGCUUAUUUUUAUUUUUAUUUGCGUUUAAAUUUUUUUGUAGGCUGGCUAGUUGAUGUAGCUGAUAGUAAUAAACUUAAUGCUAAUCUAAUUGAAACAUGCACAGUCUGCCUCUGGUCUGCAGCCAAACCAAGAUCACAUGAAUCCAUUCAGACAAGACUCGUAGUUUGCACAGACUCACAUUUCAGACUUAUUUAUGACGGGACAGACUGAGGGGACACCGGCGAAGGACAUGCUCAAAACUGCCUAGCUGCAUAAAAUGUUUUUUGUCCUUAGGCUGUUUUUGUUUUUCCAACAGAGUUUAGGAGCUCUUGUUGCAAAAAAAAAAGGAUAACACCCCACAAUAACAUGCAAAAAUGCGCCAAGAUGAAGUAUUUAUAGGAUUUUUUUUUUUUUUACCAAAACACUAAUCUUGGCCUGCUUAGGGUUGUAGUGAACUAAAUAAAACUCUACCGCGACUGUUUCAGAGUUGCCUUUAAAGGUACCUUAAGAUUAUUUCCAUUAUUUUUGUUGCUAGAGGUAUUUUUGCAACUGAGAAGAAGAAAAAAAGACUUGAAGAAAUUCCUCAAAGCUUUAAAGGGCACUUAAAAUUAAUUCUUAUUAAAGGAUGCUUCUUGGGGACGUUUUUUCCCUAGUUUUGGGGGAAGCAGCACCUACUUCUUUUUCAUUUUUUGGGUGUGAUUUAAACAUUUUACGUGCCUCUUCCCUAUUCUUCACACAGAUGUUUAGUUCCCACAUAUUUGUCCUGUUCAUCAGUGUUUUAAGCACAGGCUAUUACAAACAUUUCAUAUUUUUGAAGCUGAUCUGGCAGCUCAUUGUUUAAGACUGGCAAGUUAUUUCUCAAGCCAACAAGCAUUUUGUCUCAUAGCAGCAUUUUAGAGACUUCUGGUGGGGGAGAAAGGAUCUGACAGUGUUUCUGUUGUUUUCUUUUUAAACCUUCAUUGAUAUUGGGGGGGUGGAGGGGUUUGGCUCAUGUGAUCUCAUCCCCGGACUGCGGUGAGGGGUUUAUUUUAAAAUGACAUGAAGAUUUGCAGUGGCUCUUGUAAGUAAUAUUACAAAUUUUUUCAGCUGUGUUGAGUUGUGGACAAAAUAAUACAAUUUGUAUGAAAUAAACUUAUAAAAGACUCGUGUUGGAAACCUUACAGUUUACGAUCGUCGCGUAAAGUGCAGUGAUCUUAAAAUUAUUCACACCCAAAAUUUAAUUGGAUUUGAAUUUUCCCCCGAGUGGGUGACAGGUCUGGUCUGCCAGUUUACAUCAUCAUCAUCAUUGUUUAGCACUAGUGGUGCCUUCACAGAUGCACAGGAUAGAUAAUCUGUGCAGAUUAAUAGCUCUGCAUCAUAGAGAUGCUGACUUUGGGUCUACAAAUCUCUCUUUAACUCACAGGAUGCAUAGUAUUACUUCUAUCAGGAAGUUAAAAUUUUGAGGGGUCAGAAAACAGCUUUAUAUUUUACGUCAUUGUCCAGGCUGGAUCUCAAGAACAUAUUAGAGUUUUUGGAUCUUCUUUGUGUGUUUUCCUUUCUUUUCAUGUCAGAGUUUUAACUUGCUUUUGUGGCUCUGUUUAUAAACCCGUGCUCUGACUGUUGUUUGAAUCCAGCACCACCUGAAAACCUGAAUGUGAUGGCCAUCUUUGGCCUGGUGAAAUCAUCUUUCUAAUUACACUGUAUGUUAAAUUCUA
This is a messenger RNA of Maylandia zebra (zebra mbuna), 2638 nucleotides long. It is a transcript of the gene thap11, whose product is annotated as THAP domain containing 11. Lineage: Eukaryota; Metazoa; Chordata; Actinopteri; Cichliformes; Cichlidae. The record is from RefSeq and is a predicted model, not a curated record. Gene Ontology annotation, biological process: regulation of transcription by RNA polymerase II. Gene Ontology annotation, molecular function: RNA polymerase II cis-regulatory region sequence-specific DNA binding. Gene Ontology annotation, cellular component: nucleoplasm.